AGACAUCUGGCUCCUGUCCUCUCAUUUAGUUCAGCGGUGAGAUAGAGGCAGGAGAGUUGUGACACGCCAGUCCUCGGUAGGUUCUCUAACCGACAGCCAGCCAACAUGGACCGGUCCUACAUGGGCAGUGCCACCGCUUACAGUGUCUACGGGAAGCCGCCUCAGUCCUACUUUGACCCGGCCUACGAUGAGAAAGCAGCCAAGUCAUACAUGGACUCAGUGUACGAGGAGAAGAAGAGAGUAGAGAAGAAGGCCCGCUCCGAGGCCGUCUGCUGCGAGGUCGUGGCGCUGGUCUUCGGAUUCGUCGGCCUGAUCGGUGUCUCCGCGGUGACCGGCUUGCCCAUGUGGAAGGUGACAGCAUUUAUCCAGGAGAACAUCAUCGUCAUGGAGACGCGCUGGGAGGGCCUGUGGAUGAACUGCUAUAGACAAGCCAACAUCAGGAUGCAGUGCAAGGUGUACGACUCUCUGCUGUUCCUCCCUGCGGACCUGCAGGCGGCCAGAGGCCUCAUGUGCUCCUCCGUAGCUGUGUCCGCCAUCGCUCUGAUCCUCUCUGCCGUGGGGAUGAAGUGUACCAAGGUGGUGGACCACCGGCCUCGUACCAAACACAUCGUCCUGGUGACCGGGGGAUGCCUGUUCCUCGUGGGUUGUGUCACCACCAUCAUCCCAGUCUCUUGGACGGCCAACGUGAUCAUCCGUGACUUCUACAACCCCCUGCUGAUCGACGCCCAGCGCAGGGAGCUGGGAGAGGCGCUCUACAUUGGAUGGGUAACUUCGGCUCUGCUGUUUGUGGCUGGGGUCAUACUGCUGUGUCGCCACGCACCCCGGGUAGGAGACGAUGAGAUGGAGAGGAUGGUCAACGGGCCUGGGUACAUCUACCAGCCUGGAGUGAACUACCAGCCUGGAGUAAACUACCAGCAGGGUUCAGCAUACGCAUACCAGCCAUAUUCCUACCAACCCAACUACUCAGCUCCACCUGGAUCUGUGGUCUACGCUCCUAACCAGUACAUGUGAGAGAAACCCAUCCCAGAACAACAUGGACUUGAGACUUACCUUGCCUGCUUGGAACCAAGCAUUAAAAGUACAAAUAAAUAUAACUGAACUCAUAUUGUUUAAAUAUAAUAUAAUUCAUUUUAGUAGAAUUUAUAAAACAGAACUCAUAUUGUUAAAUAGAAUAUAAUUAAUUUUAGUAGAAUUUCUAACACAGAACUCAUAUUGUUAAAUAGAAUAUAAUUAAUUUUAGUAGAAUUUCUAACACAGAACUCAUAUUGUUAAAUAGAAUAUAAUUAAUUUUAGUAGAAUUUCUGACACAGAACUCAUAUUGUUAAAUAGAAUAUAAUUAAUUUGAGUAGAAUUUCUAACACAGAACUCAUAUUGUUAAAUAGAAUAUAAUUCAUUUUAGUAGAAUUUCUGACACAGAACUCAUAUUGUUACAUAGAAUAUAAUUAAUUUGAGUAGAAUUUCUAAAACAGAACUCACAUUGUUACAUAGAAUAUAAUUAAUUUGAGUAGAAUUUCUAAAACAGAACUCACAUUGUUACAUAGAAUAUAAUUAAUUUGAGUUCUUUGGAUCCAAGUGUUGUUGAAAUGUCAGAGUGGGGAGGAAGAGACAUAGACACUGAUCUGGCUAGAAGUGUCUUGCUGGAAAUGGCCCAAGCGUUGAUUAUUUAGUUCAGAGAGAGAGAGAGAGAGAGAGAACAUCAUUAAGCAGACCUAUAUUCCCUGUAUGUGUUGUGUGUCUAUGUGUUCAACUGUAGGUGGGAGUUAUGUGUUUAAUUGUGUAAAUAUACUUGUCAGUUAUGUGUAUUGUGCAAAUAUUGAGCAAAUAUUGUCCGACCAAUGGCUGUGGAAUAAUGUGGUUAAGCAAGAAGGACUUCACAAGUUUCCACUAAUAUUGACCAAACAACUUACAAAACACCUGUUUUUGUUUACCUGCUAUUUUCAUAUUAAAAGGUUUGUUGUUUAAA
Salvelinus fontinalis (brook trout) is the source of this 1963-nucleotide messenger RNA. It is a transcript of the gene cldn8.2, whose product is annotated as claudin 8.2. The transcript has a single exon. Gene Ontology annotation, molecular function: structural molecule activity. Bases 106 to 1011 code for a protein of 301 amino acids. Gene Ontology annotation, biological process: bicellular tight junction assembly; cell adhesion. NCBI's taxonomy places the organism in Eukaryota, Metazoa, Chordata, Actinopteri, Salmoniformes, Salmonidae. Gene Ontology annotation, cellular component: plasma membrane; bicellular tight junction. The record is from RefSeq and is a predicted model, not a curated record.